Molecule: messenger RNA, 1035 nt
Organism: Lasiodiplodia theobromae
Lineage: Eukaryota; Fungi; Ascomycota; Dothideomycetes; Botryosphaeriales; Botryosphaeriaceae
Product: Alpha beta hydrolase fold protein
Exons: 3
Coding region: 1-1035 (344 amino acids)
Molecular function (GO): hydrolase activity
Source: RefSeq, a predicted model, not a curated record
AUGGCCCCUCGUCCAAGAACGGCGGAUUUGAGGCUUGGCUUUUUCGAGAAGCUGAGCCUCGUGCCCAUUCUCGCGGCUGUUUAUGAUUCCUACCUCGCCUACUGCAAGCGCUUCAACGUCCAACCCGUCACCGAAACCCUCAAGGACGGCACAAACGCCUACUGGGUCGGCUCCAAGGGCGCCGAGAAAGUGUGGAUAUUCUUCCACGGCGGCGGCUACUCCGUCCCCGCCGCCCCCGAGCACUUCAUCCUCCUCCACUCCCUCAUCCACGACCUGAACAACAACACUCCCGGAGGCAGCAGCAGCAACAGCCUCGCCGCCCUCGUCCUCCACUACGACGUCGCCCCCUUCGCCGCCUACCCGCGGCAACUCGCCCAAGCCGCCCAGCUCCUCAACCACGUCCUCCGCUCCCUCCGCUUCGCCCCCGGCAACGUCCUCGUCGGCGGCGACUCCGCCGGCGGCAACCUCACGCUCGCCCUGCUGAGCCACAUCUUGCAUCCGCAUCCGGAAGUACCACGGGUAGAUUUAGAUCCCGAAGGGGAGGAAGACGGCGGCGGCGGCGGUGAUGAGGGCGGUGGCGAGAACAGGCUGAGAGCGGCAGUCCUGAUAUCGCCCUGGGUCUCGUUCGACACGACGACGGCGUCCUACGCCCGCAACGCCACCCGCGACAUGAUCAGCGCCGCCUCGGUCACGCGCUGGGCCACGCUCUUCCUCGGCGGGCGCCCGACGGAUCCGUAUAACGAGCCCGUCGACGUCCCCGCUGGCUGGUGGAAGGGGCUGGAUACCAAGGCCGUGCGGGAUGUGCUGUUCCUGGCGGGCGAGUACGAGGUGUUGUUGGAUGGGAUUCUGAAUUGUGUGGAGAGUGUGAGGAAUGAGUGGGGUAGAGGAGGAGGAGAGGGACAAGGGGAGGUGGCGUGCGUGGUUACGGAGGGCGAGGGCCAUAUCAGUUGUUGGGUGGAUACGAUGUGGGGGUUUGGGAAGGAGGAGUUGAAGAUGUAUACCGAGAUGAGGGAGUGGUUGAGGGCGAGGGUUUAA